Molecule: messenger RNA, 936 nt
Organism: Thlaspi arvense
Lineage: Eukaryota; Viridiplantae; Streptophyta; Magnoliopsida; Brassicales; Brassicaceae
Source: the annotation of a GenBank genome assembly
AUGCUUUGUUCGGGGGUUAGGGCACAGCUAAACCCUGACAUUUAUGCUAAAUCAUGCCCGUCUCUUGUGCAAAUUGUCCGUAAACAAGUUAUGAUCGCCCUGAAAGCCGAGAUUCGGAUGGCUGCUUCACUCAUUCGUCUUCAUUUCCAUGACUGCUUUGUUAAUGGGUGCGAUGCGUCUGUAUUGUUGGAUGGAACCGAUAGCGAGAAAUUAGCGAUCCCAAACGUGAACUCUGCGAGAGGAUUUGAAGUUGUUGAUAAUAUCAAAGCCGCUGUGGAAAACGCAUGUCCUGGUGUUGUUUCUUGUGCUGAUAUACUCGCUUUGGCUGCUCGGGACUCUGUUUUCUUAAGCGGAGGGCCACUGUGGAGAGUGGCAUUAGGAAGAAAAGAUGGAUUAGUGGCAAAUCAGAGCAGUGCAAACAAUCUCCCAUCUCCAUUUGAACCUUUGGGCGAUAUCAUUGCCAAGUUUAUAGCUGUAGGCCUUAACGUCACCGACGUCGUAGCUUUAUCAGGAGCUCACACCUUUGGACAAGCAAAGUGUGCUGUAUUCAGCAAUCGGCUGUUCAACUUUACCGGCGCUGGAUCUCCGGACGCAACACUUGAGACGACACUCCUGUCUGAUCUGCGAACAGUUUGUCCCGUCGGAGGAAAUGCAAACCAAACAGCUCCCCUUGACAGAAACUCUACGGACGCCUUCGACAACAAUUACUUCAAGAACCUCCUCGAAGGGAAAGGUCUUUUGAGUUCUGAUCAGAUUCUGUUCUCGAGUGACUUGGCCGUGAACACAACAAAGAGACUUGUGGAGGCUUAUAGUCGGAGCCAGAACUUGUUUUUCAGGGACUUCACUUGUUCGAUGAUCAGAAUGGGAGGUAUUUCGAAUCCUGUGAAUGGAUCUGGUGGGGAGGUUAGGAGAAACUGUAGGGUUAUCAAUAAUUAG